UCUUUUUCUCUUUCUUUGCGCACGGUUCAGUGGUAGGAAAACUAGGAGGAAUCGUUCAGUAAAGUCCCGAGAUCCGUUCGCUAUUCCCCGACUCGAAUAAAAUCCAUAUACACAUAUAUAUCAAAUAAACAAAGGAAAGGAGUCCUCACAGAAGAGAAUAACGUGUUAAAAGUAGCAAAAACCAAUUAAAAAAAAGAAGUGUGCAAUAAGUAAAGAAAGCAGAGACCCAAGGAAAGUUGAAAGUUCAAAACCAGAAUCUCGUCGAGAACAAAACAAAAAGUCCCCAAAAACACAAACACACACACACACACGCACGCAACAAAAUGAGUGUCUGUGAGAGCAAAGCCGUUGUGCAACAGCAACUGCAGCAGCACUUGCAGCAACAGGCAGCCGCAGCAGUUGUUGCGGUCGCGCAACAGCAGCAGGCUCAAGCUCAAGCCCAAGCCCAGGCCCAGGCUCAGGCGCAGCAGCAAGCGCAGCAGCAGCAGGCGCCGCAGGUGGUGGUCCCCAUGACCCCGCAGCACUUGACCCCGCAGCAGCAGCAGCAGAGCACACAGAGCAUCGCCGACUAUCUGGCCCAGUUGCUCAAGGACCGCAAGCAGCUGGCCGCCUUCCCCAACGUCUUCACCCACGUCGAACGCCUGCUGGACGAAGAAAUUGCACGCGUGCGCGCUUCACUGUUCCAGAUCAAUGGGGUCAAGAAGGAGCCCCUCACCCUGCCCGAACCCGAGGGCUCUGUGGUGACGAUGAACGAGAAGGUUUAUGUGCCAGUGCGCGAGCAUCCAGAUUUCAACUUUGUCGGCCGCAUUUUGGGACCCCGUGGCAUGACCGCCAAGCAAUUGGAGCAGGAGACCGGCUGCAAGAUCAUGGUCCGAGGCAAGGGCUCCAUGCGCGACAAGAAGAAGGAGGACGCCAACCGUGGCAAGCCCAACUGGGAGCAUCUGUCCGAUGACCUGCAUGUCCUGAUAACCGUCGAGGACACCGAGAACCGUGCCACAGUAAAGUUGGCCCAGGCCGUAGCCGAAGUACAGAAGUUGCUCGUGCCGCAAGCCGAAGGCGAAGAUGAGCUAAAGAAACGUCAACUUAUGGAAUUGGCGAUUAUUAAUGGCACUUAUAGGGACACAACAGCGAAAUCUGUCGCAGCUUUCUCAUGCGUUGGCUCUGCUUCUUAUCUGUAUCCCGCAGUGUGCGAUGAGGAGUGGCGCCGCCUGGUGGCCGCCUCCGAUAGCCGCCUGCUGACGUCCACCGGCCUGCCCGGCCUUGCCGCCCAGAUCCGUGCCCCCGCCGCCGCCCCGCUGGGCGCCCCAUUGAUACUGAAUCCCCGGAUGACCGUCCCCACAACGGCGGCCAGCAUAUUGUCCGCCCAGGCAGCUCCGACAGCCGCCUUCGACCAGACCGGCCAUGGAAUGAUCUUCGCACCGUACGAUUAUGCGAACUACGCCGCCCUAGCCGGCAAUCCUCUGCUCACGGAAUAUGCUGAUCAUAGCGUUGGUCGAUAUAUGCAUGCCGGCUCCGUCUUUUGAACUUCUUUUUCUCACUCUCUAUUAUUUUUCCCUUGAACAAAAAGCAACAAAAACAGAGAACGAUUUGUAGAGGAAAACCCCACAUAAAAUGUUUAGCUUAAAGUUAUGAAGUUACAGUCACACACAAACUGAAACAGAAAUAUACACACGCACAUAAAUGUAUAGACUGUAUAUAUUUUUAAAAUUAUAUAUUUACCUAGAGACAAAAACCAUAAGAGUAAAACGGCACAUCAAACAGGAAAACAGAAAUACUCAAGAAAAUACAAGCAAAGAAUUAAACUACAUCAACAAUUAUUGCUCGACAAUGAAUUUGCUUUUUUAUGUUGUUUAUUAGAUUUUAGGCCGCAAUGCAACACAUUUCUGCAAUAUGCAAUAUUGGCAAAAAUAAGUGAUUUUUAGGCCCUUAAAUUGUAGUUGCUUUAAUUUUAACUAUAAAACUAUAACCUACAUAUAUGAUUUUCCACCCGAAACAUUUUUAUAUGAGUAUAUUCUAGUUGAGAACAACAACAACGGCGGCAUCCAAAGCAAGUUGUUGAUUUUCGUUUUUUGGAACCCAUGAGUAUUCAAAUUAAAGAGGGCUAAACUUUAUCAUUUUCUCUUCUGAUUAAUAACCCUGUUUUAGUUUUUUUUUUUAAUUGUGGUAUGAGGGUCGAGUCGUAAGUGCAAUCUAGUUAAGUGUCUGUUUUUUAUGUAGUUUAUGUAGUGAGUGUUGCGAUGGGGGGACAGUAUUUAUGCACAAAUGUACCUAACGAAGAGCGAAAAGGAAACCGUUUCAAUUUUUCCAGCCAGUGCCAUUUCUCGUCAAAACCGUAUACUUUGAACAGAAUUGCAGAAAAGCUUUUUUUUAUAUAUAUACACAUAUAUUUAAAUAUAUAACUCUUAGUGGAAAGGAGCCUUGAAUCAAGUUGGUGCUUAAAUAAUAACUUCAGUUAGUUCUAAGAUUAGUCGAGGCUCAAAGGCAGCCGUCCAAGAACAUAAACCAGAAACCAGAAACCAUUAUCCAGAAUCAAUUGAAUGCACGACUAGUCAGCAAGCUGGAGGAACAAAAUGCAAUAUAUGAUUCGGGAGAAUAAUCAUUUCUAGAACAUCUAGCAGUGAACUCGAGACGAAUUACCUAGGCUAGCGGCUUGAAAAUCACUUAUUUUGCAGCCAAAUCAAAUAAAAAAAAAAAGAAAAUACAAAAAAAAUUUAAAUCAGAUCAGAUCAAAUAUCGAAUACACAGCGCAUAUAUAAACGACUCAUUCCAAAGAAGCAGAGAAUUUAAAUGUUACAAAGUUAAAAAAGAAUACAGAUUACGAAAAACAGGUCGAUAAUUCCCCCUCAGUUGGCAAUUGGCUUCCAGCAAAGGCAGCACAGCUUCAGUUUUGAGCAAGCAAAUGGUAGAUGUAAGGACGAUGUAUGCAAUAUGCAAUAUCUAUUAGACCUAAGUUGUACCCUGUAGCGAUGAUGUUCACAUCUAUAUUUAUACAUAUGCAAUCUAUAUGCAAACCUAUAUGCAAACCCAUAUCUACAUGUAUCGUAUCGUAUAUUUUAGUAGGCGCCAUUAAGCAGCAGCGUCGUUUGGCGACUAACCGCGAGCAUCCCUAUCAGCGAGCAACGGUCGGAGUGCCAGCCAAGCCGGCGGGUUUCAUCGAGAUACAGUAAAUACUAAAUACAAUGCAGAGUGAAUCUCGAGAUAAGCGAAGCUUUGCACUAUAACUCAGAAUGUAACACUUUAAAAUCACAACAUCAUAUCAGCGAAAGCAAAACGAAACAAACUUUUAAUCAAUAAUGUACGAAAAAGAACAGAAACCCUUUUAUGAACAACGGAAAUCGAACGAUUGUGUUUGCCUGACCCCACAUUUGAUUGCGUUCACCAGGCGACCGAGCGAUCACUUUAGUUCAAUUAUUUUAAAAUUUUUUGCUAUUUAUUUUGAUACAAAUGCUGCUCAUAACUGAACAUCCGCACCUCCCCCGCAAAUCCACACUGUAUAUCCGAUGAAACCUGGCCGGAAACGUUGGCCUGGCCUGGCCGCUCUGCCCUGAUAAUGGGUUCUGAAAAAGAAUUUUCAAGCGCACCGCCUCCACAGAUAUAUAAAUAUUGCAAUAAAAAAUCCAACGGAAACUAAACCAAUAUCCUAAACACACUACCAAUCCGCUCCUACAUCCGCCAUGAACCAUGAAUCCAUCGACUGCCCUAGAUGAGCACGGAAUCAGAGCAGCAGCAGCAUCCCAGCCAUCCCAGCCAUACCAGCCAUACCAGCAAUCCCAGCCAGGCCGAAAGCAGAGCCAAGUGUGUGUUGUGAAUGUGCUUACUUGAAGCUAACAAAAUACAAAAACAAAACAAAAAACCGUAACUAAAAGCCAGAAAUCUGAGCCAACACAUGUCACUUACACAACUACUAAAACACUGAAACCCGAACUCUGAACUCUGAACUUAUUUGCCACAUGAGCAGCAGAUGCAGCACAUUCAACACCUGCAGCAGCACAACAGCAAAAGCAUCAGCAAAAGCAACAGCAACAGCAAAAGAACAGCAGCAACAUCAGUAUGUAUUGAAUCUUGUGGCCAUUAAACUGUUACGUUUUGCCCGAAACAAAACAAGGCAAUUAAGCAAACAAUUGAUAAGAGAAUCAAACAUAGAGCUUAGUUUAAUUAUCAUAAUCUAAAGGAAAAUACAAGUUAGUUCUUAGUGUAAAAGUUCAACGAACAAAAACAUACUUAAUGCAAACAUAUACAUAUAUUUUAUAUAUUUAAAUAUAUAUACAUCCAAAUGCAUAUACAAGUCUGUAUAUAAUAACCCCCAAAAAACAACCCCUAACAACAAAAAACUAAGUAAAAUCAUGUUAACGGAAUCUCAUCCAAGAAACUCUACUCAACCAAACAAAAUGUUUUAAUUUUUUUAAAGAUCCGCCCUUUUAACUCAAAUUGCAAAUAUGAAUCUUUAACAUUUUUCAUUGUUUCAUCCUUUAAAGGAUUGUGCAAGAAGUCUAUUCAAAUCCUUAUUGUGUCGGAUAUAGAUCUUCACCCCUCGAUUAAGCAUAAUCUAUUUUUGUUAAACUGACGCUAAUUCUUGUUAAUGAAGUAUUUUUUGAUUAUGUUAUUGCAUAUCUAUAUUUUAUGUAUAGAUUUCGUACCCCACUUCAAAUUGAUUGUGUGAAAAGUAAGUGGGGGCGAAACAGAAACCACAUAUUAAACACAUUUAACAGCCAUAUUUAGUUAAUGAAACAAACAUAUAUUAUGAUAAUAGCAUCAAGCAUUCAUAAUGUACAACUAAACGCUAAACUUAAAUUAUUUUUAAUAUUUUAAAGCUAAUGUAUUAUAUGCAGAAAUAAACACAAACUUACUUUUUUAAA
Messenger RNA from Drosophila santomea, 4856 nucleotides. It is a transcript of the gene how, whose product is annotated as protein held out wings. Gene Ontology annotation, molecular function: mRNA binding. Bases 324 to 1523 code for a protein of 399 amino acids. The record is from RefSeq and is a predicted model, not a curated record. Gene Ontology annotation, cellular component: nucleus. The transcript is spliced from 9 exons. Gene Ontology annotation, biological process: regulation of mRNA splicing, via spliceosome. Lineage: Eukaryota; Metazoa; Arthropoda; Insecta; Diptera; Drosophilidae.